This is a messenger RNA of Phyllostomus hastatus (greater spear-nosed bat), 2446 nucleotides long. It is a transcript of the gene CUNH8orf48, whose product is annotated as chromosome unknown C8orf48 homolog. The coding region runs from base 111 to 977 and encodes 288 amino acids. The record is from RefSeq and is a predicted model, not a curated record. NCBI's taxonomy places the organism in Eukaryota, Metazoa, Chordata, Mammalia, Chiroptera, Phyllostomidae. The transcript has a single exon.
UGCCGGCACCCAGAGGGACCUGGUAUUCCGUGCUGUCUCGGGUCUGACUGGUUCCUGAGUCAGUCUUAAGCAAGGUAAAGCAGGCGAGGAGCUGAGUCUGUUGCAACGGAAUGGCCACCCGCCUAGAAGCUGAGGAUUCAGGGGAGCAAGGUGAAUUGGCCCAAACGGACAUCAGCGCUACGGCCGACCUUUCCAGUGAGACCAUCCCGUCCUUCACUGAGGAGGUACAGAGUUCCGGCUCAUUCAGUUCCUCCGGAGGACUGCCCCCCAGGUCCCAGGACUCUGGAAGCAGGCCUGGGAGUGGGAAGUCGACCACAUGCUGGGAAUAUCAAGACAAACCAUCUGAACUUUCAGAAAGGAGGUUUAGUUGGAAAAGGAUCAACUACCUCAAGGGCAAAGAAACUAACUGUGGACGGUACCAACCAGACACUAAACUUCUUCAAACAGAAAUCACUCCGGUAUCUGAUGAACAACUGAAUGCCCUGCAGUCUUUUUGCACCAGUAAGGUAAACCUGAUCCAUCACAGAACAACCUCUAAGGAGAAAAAAAGCAGCAGACAUAAAAAGCUGCCGUAUAGAUUGGAUGCAGAGGCUUUAGACAUAGGUGCCUUAAACUGUACCGUCCCUGAUGAGCUUAUGAACAGAAUCUGUUUAAAAAACAUGAUGGCAACACUGAAGCAGGUGGCCACGGCUAAGCAACACAUUCCUUCCAGGUGUCCGAACUGUAACAGAAAAAGAGCAGAAUUGGCUCAAUCUGCCUUCCUGAAACGAAAGAAGACUUUACUGGAGUCAUUUCUACUCCAAGAGAAAAUAGAUGAACAUCUUCAUACCAAAGACUUUCUUACCCUUAUUGGAGAAGCACACCAGGGCCUUCCCAGGCUUUCAGAUGACCCCAGAAUGAUCUGGAAAAGACUGAAGGAGAAAAGUCAGAAGAGAUACUCUGGGUUUGGAAGGUCAGAUACAGAGCAGAAGAUGUAGCAGAAUGGAAAUAGCGCUUGGCAUUCUAAUAGUGCUUUUGCUCUGUCACUUCUCACACCUUUUAUUCUAACCAAACAGGAGAUGCUGUUUAUUAAUGAUAAUGUGUAAUGUGGAUAGAUGUUUCUGUUGUGUAUUUGAGUAAUUAUCAUUUCUACAGGCUGUCUGGAAACUAACUUAAAACUUUAUUAUGCUUUUUUCAUAGAUUCGAGGACUAAAAACUUCCAAACCAGCAUCUUUUCAGGGAGAUCCUGGUGGUUUGGACUAGGGUUUUGAGAGUACAGAUAGAAACACGGAAAUGUAAGAGAUACUUAGAGAGGUAAUCAUUGACCGUCUUGGUGAAGAAAUGGAUAUGGGUAUUUAAUGAAAGGUAAAUACUGAGAGUGUUAUUAAGUUUCUGACUUCUGUACUUGAAUAAAUAGUAAUUUCACUAAAUUACAUACAGAAAUAUUGGCAAGGAUCAUGUUUGAUAAGACUGAUUAAGAGUGAUUAUUUGGACAGGAUUGUUUCGAGGUACAUUGGAGGCAUCCCCUUUGAGAGGUUGAGAAAGUUUUGGUUAUUUGUGCUCACAGUCUGCAGAUUUGAAGUAAAGGGAAAGGGCCACAGACCAUUGGCAUGUAGUUGGAAACUGAAGACAUAGACGUGGUACGCUGCUCUGGAAGAGGGGAGGGUGAGAAGUGAACAAGAGGUACGGCCAACUCCUGAGAGAUUCCACAGUUAAUGGCUGGAUGGAGGAGAACAAGCCAGCAGAGAGUUAGAAGAAAUUGUCAUAAAAUCAUAAAACCAGGAACGUGUAGUGCCACAGACAGCAAAGAGAGACUAUUUCAAGGAGGAGGGGUUUCAUGAGCACACAAAUGCCAUAGAGAGUUCACGUGAGAGGCUGUAGUCGCGUCUUGGGCUCUGGUUACCUUAGCAACAGCCACUUCACUUAUAGAAAUUAGCCAGACAGGCAAAGUGUGUUGAGGAACAAAUGUAAGGAAAUGAAGGGUGUGCGUAUAGACUACUUCUCGAAGUUCAGCUGUGGAAGAAAGUGAGGUAGCUGGAGGUAUACGUAUAAUUGAGGGAAGAAUGCCCUAAUAAAUUAUCUAAAAAACUAUUUUGGUCAUAAAGAGUUUAUGAAACUUCUCUUGUCCAUCCUGAUUUCUAUUCUGAUGAAACAGUAUUAUCCCCUGAAAAUACUAUGGUCUUUUGAAAAUAUAGUUAUAGGGGAAAAUGUUAGCUAGCAUUCUGAGGAAUUAUACUUAUUUUUCAUAAAAAUAUAGAUCCUAUAAUUUGUGACAAUACCUAGAAGUCAUUUUUCUACAUGUCUAACACCUAAGCUAUCAUGGUCAAAAAAGAAAUUUGUAAAAAUCAGCAUAAAAUUGUAUUUAUAAUAUAUUCCAAUACCACUCUUUGAUUUUUAGAUGUUCAUUUAUGCAUAAAGAUAUUCCUUCUCCUCUACAAUUUAUUGCAUUUCUUAAGUCAUUCUUAAA